Molecule: messenger RNA, 816 nt
Organism: Hyaloscypha bicolor E
Lineage: Eukaryota; Fungi; Ascomycota; Leotiomycetes; Helotiales; Hyaloscyphaceae
Exons: 2
Coding region: 383-607 (74 amino acids)
Source: RefSeq, a predicted model, not a curated record
UGCUGGUGUGGGGCAGUGGAGUAACUUAAAGACGGAGGUGAGAAAAACCGGAUUGUGGAAAUGCAUUGUGCAGUGGAGUCAGAAUAAAGAAAGUAUGAGAUGAACUUGAAAGGAAGUGGUCCUUCAGUUGAGCCUUGAGUUAGAACUUUAAUGCGUGGCUCCAGAGUCCCACGGGGAUCCGGAGGCUCUCGUUAAUCAACCGUGAUGGGGGUAGCCCAUUGCUUCACUAUGGCCUCUCAAUCGUACAGUAGGUCUCCAGAUAUGGACUAGAAUCAUAUUUCUACUGCCUACACUUCUGUCAGCACUUCCUUAUGUCCGCAGAGCCGUAUUUGCCUCUAAUAAUAAUCGAGAUUGUCUGUUCUAGUAUCGCCAAGUGGUUUCCAUGCUCAUCAUCUUAUGGUUUUCAUUUUGUUUUCAUUCACAGCAAGCCUUUGAGGAACAUGUUCUGAGAGACAGGCAACAGGAUGCGCCACUGAGAUGGGCGAAUUGUUCCGUGGAGCACUUCGCAUUGUGGGCCGUGGAAAAGUUGGCUAUUGGCUGGUUGAGGAGGGAACAUUCUGAAGCUGCUGGUGUUUUACGUCCUCGCCGCUUCGAGGAAUUGCCGUGACACGUGAUGAGCUUGCCAGUCCGCCACCGAGUGUGAUAAAGCAGACUAAGCAGGAGAGUACAGUAUCAACGACAACGGCGGGCAAUUUUCCGCUCAAAAAGGCUCGGUUGCUUCUGAUCUGCGGGAGAGACUUCGAGAACAUUGUUUGUCGACGCGAGACGAGGGUUUGAGGCAAAUCAUGAGGGCAGUCAAGGGAAGGAUGAUAGGAU